Molecule: messenger RNA, 1983 nt
Organism: Miscanthus lutarioriparius
Lineage: Eukaryota; Viridiplantae; Streptophyta; Magnoliopsida; Poales; Poaceae
Source: the annotation of a GenBank genome assembly
AUGUCUUCAAUCAAGUAUGAUAUUCCUCAACUGGAUCGCGACACAAGGUUCGCUCUAUGGCAAGUCAAAAUGCGGGCUGUUCUUACGCAGGCUGAAGUUGAUGAUGCUCUUGAUAAAUUCGGUAACAAAGAUUCAAAGUCUUGGACCGAUGAGGAAAAAAGAAAAGAUCGUAAGGCCCUGACUCAAAUUCAGCUUCAUCUUUCAAAUAAUAUUUUGCAAGAUUGUUUGCAGGAGAACACUGCAGCUGCUUUAUGGCGCAAAUUAGAGUCACUUUGCAUGUCUAAGGAUUUGACAAGCAAGAUGCAUUUGAAGAUGAAGUUAUAUACGCACAAGUUGCAAGAGGGUGGUUCAGUGAUUAACCAUCUUUCGGUCUUCAAGGAGAUCGUUUCUAAUCUACAGUCUAUGGAGGUAGAUUAUGAUGAUGAGGAUUUGGCUCUCAUUCUUUUGUGCUCUUUACCUAGUUCAUUUUCAAACUUCAGAGAUACUUUAUUAUAUAAUCAUGAUACACUAACUCUUGAUGAGGUUUCUGAGGCGUUGCAUGCCAAAGAAAAGAUGAAAUUGAUGGUUUCUUCUGAAGGUUCUGCUUCUAAAGGAGAAGCGUUGUCUGUUCGUGGGAGGACAGAUAAUAAAUCAAACAAUGGCAAUAGAGGCAAAAGUUCUCAUCAUUACAAAGGCCGAUCUAAAUCUCGAAACAAGCAGGGAGAUAAAUUCUGCAAGUAUUGCAAGAAGGAUAAUCACUUUAUAGAUGAGUGUUAUAAAUUGAAGAAUAAAGAGAAGAGAACUGGUACAUAUAGAGAGAAAAAUAAACCCAGUGAUGAAGGUAAUGCUUCUGUUGCUGCUUCUAAGGCUGAUUAUUCUGAUGGUGAUUCGCUUGUUGCUUUUGCUGGAUGUGCAAAUAGUGAUGAUGAAUGGAUUCUUGAUUCCGCUGCUUCUUUUCAUAUAUGCAUUAAUAGAGAUUGGUUUGUCACCUAUGAUUCUGUCCAAGGUGGAGGUUCUGUUAGAUUGGGUGAUGACACUCCACUUGAUAUUGUUGGCAUUGGAUCUAUUCAAAUUAAGAUGCAUGAUGGCAUUGUCAGAACUUUGGCUGACGUUAGGCAUAUUCCAAGCAUGAGCAAGAAUCUUAUUUCUCUCAGUACUCUUGAUGCUAAAGGGUACAAGUACUCCGGUGGAGAUGGAGUUUUAAAGGUGUCCAAAGGUUCUCUUAUUGUUAUGAAAAGUGAAUUGAAAUCUCCAAAUUUGUACCAUCUUCGUGGUACUACAAUUACAGAUGUUGAUAAUGCUAUUGUCCAAGAUGCACCGAUUGCUGAAAUUUCUCCAAUUGUUGAUGAUUCUUCUAUUGCUGAGCAUUCCUCUCUAGUUGUGCAGUCUCCACAACGUUCUAUUGCUGCUGAUAGGUCCAGAAGGCAGCCAAAGCCUGUUAAAAGGUAUAUUGAAGAAUGCAAUGUUGCUUAUGCUAUGAGUGUUGCAGAAGAGAUUGAAGAUAAAUCAGAAAUAGCUAAAUUAAAGGCACAAUUGAGUAAAGAAUUUGAGAUGAAGGACUUGGGCAAAGCUAAGAAAAUUCUUGAGUCAGAUAAAGAUAUUGAGUACAUGUCUAGAGUUCCAUAUUCCAGUGCAGUUGGUUCUCUUAUGUAUGCCAUGGUUUGUUCUCGUCCUGAUUUAUCUCAUGCAUUGAGUGUUGUCAGUAGAUUCAUGGCUAAUCCUGGUAAGGAGCAUUGGAGGGCUGUUCAAUGGAUUUUCAGAUAUUUGCGAGGUACUUCUAAUGCCUGUUUGCAGUUUGGGAAAUCUAGAGAUGGACUUGUUGGUUAUGUUGAUUCUGAUUUUGCUGGUGAUUUGGAUAAGAGGAGAUCUCUCACAGGUUAUGUUUUCACCAUUGGUGGUUGUGCUGUUAGCUGGAAAGCAUGUUUGCGAUCCAUUGUUGCGCCUACUAUAAGAAAUUUGAAUAUAUGGCUAUUUCUGAAGCUUGUAAAGAAGCUAUUUGGUUGA